AUGGGAGAUUCAGCUAAUGAUGCCACCCCACAAGGUGCCUUCAGUUUCCCCAAGGAAGAGAUUGAAGUUAUCAAAAAGUGGGAUGAAGUUGAUGCUUUUCAAAGGUCAUUAGAGUUGACCAAGGAUUUACCACCAUUUGCCUUCUUUGACGGUCCUCCAUUUGCCACUGGUACCCCACACUACGGUCACAUGUUGUCAUCUACCGUGAAGGAUAUCAUUCCACGUUACGCCACAAUGAAUGGUCACCACGUUGAGAGAAGAUUUGGAUGGGAUACACACGGUUUGCCCGUGGAGCAUGAAAUUGACAAAAAGUUGGGCAUCACUUCGAAAGAAGAUGUUUACGCAAUGGGUAUCGACAAGUACAACGACGAAUGUAGAUCUAUUGUCAUGAGGUAUGCCGAUGAGUGGAGAAGCACCAUUAGAAGAUUGGGUAGAUGGAUCGAUAUGGAUAACGACUACAAAACUUUGUAUCCAUCAUUUAUGGAAUCUGUAUGGUGGGCUUUCAAAGAGCUUUUUGAAAAAGGAGCCGUUUAUAGAGGAUUAAGGGUCAUGCCUUACUCAACAGGCUGUACUACUCCAUUGUCAAACUUUGAAGCUCAGCAAAACUAUAAAGAAGUUAAUGACCCUGCCAUUACCAUUGCUUUCCCAUUGGUCGAUGACCCAGACACUAUUUUGGUUGCUUGGACAACAACCCCAUGGACUUUGCCAGCAAACAUUGCAUUGGCCGUUAAUCCUACAUUUACUUAUGUCAAGAUUUACGAUGAAAAAGCCAAAAAGUACUACAUCUUACUUGAAGAGCUCAUCACUACUCUCUACAAAAAGCCAGCGCUGGCCAAAUACAAAGUAGUGGAGAAGAUUCCAGGUGAGAAAUUGGUUGGUUUGAAAUACGUGCCAUUGUUUGAUUACUUUUACGACACUUUUAAAGACCACGGUUUCAGAGUUAUUCCAGGUUCAUACGUUACCAACGAUUCUGGUACUGGUAUUGUCCAUCAAUCUCCAUCAUAUGGUGAAGACGAUUUCAACUGUGCUACUGCUGCUGGUGUCAUCAAUGAAAACAGACCUCCUCCAAGUGUUGUCGACGAUGUCGGUAAGAUGACUGCAGAUGCUAAAUUGGUUGCGGGAAUGUACUUUAAGGAUGCCGACAAGGUUAUUAUCAAAAAGCUUGUUGAAGAAGGAAGAAUUUUGGUAAACUCACAAGCCAAGCACUCGUACCCAUUCUGCUGGAGAUCUGAUACUCCAUUGAUGUAUAGAACUGUUCCUGCGUGGUUUGUUAGGGUUGGUGAUGUCAUUCCCGGAAUGUUGGAGAAUGUAGAAAAAACUAAUUGGGUUCCAUCCCAUGUCAAGGAGAAGCGUUUCUCCAAUUGGAUUGCCAAUGCCAGGGAUUGGAACGUUUCUAGAAAUAGAUACUGGGGUACACCAAUCCCUAUCUGGGUGAGUGAAGAUUACGAGGAAAUGGUUUGUGUUGGUUCCAUUGAAGAGUUGAAGGAAUUGUCUGGCCGUGAUGACAUCACCGAUAUUCAUCGUGAAAGUAUUGAUUCCAUUACAAUCCCAUCUAAAAAGGGUAAAGGUACUUUGAGAAGAAUCGAGGAAGUGUUUGAUUGCUGGUUCGAGUCUGGUUCGAUGCCAUACGCUUCGAAACACUAUCCUUUUGAGAACAAGCAAAAGUUCUUAGACGCAUUCCCAGCCAACUUUAUCUCUGAAGGUUUGGAUCAAACCAGAGGUUGGUUUUAUACCUUGACCGUUUUGGGAACACACUUGUUCAACACUGCUCCUUACCAAAACGUUAUUGUUACAGGUAUUGUUCUUGCAGCUGAUGGUAAGAAGAUGUCCAAGAGAUUAAAGAAUUACCCAGAUCCUACUUUGCUUUUGGAGAAAUACGGUGCUGACGCUUUAAGAUUGUAUUUGAUCAACUCUCCAGUGUUGAGAGCUGAAACCUUGAAGUUCAAAGAGGAAGGUGUUAAAGAGAUUGUGACCAGCGUGCUUUUGCCAUGGUACAACUCAUACAAGUUCCUCAAAGACAGUGCCGACUUGUUUGAAAAGAAUACUGGCGACAAAUUCAUCUACAGUGCUGAUUUGAAAUCAGAUAAUGUUAUGGACAGAUGGUUAUUGGCUUCUAUUCAGUCCUUGAUCCAAUUCAUUCACGAGGAAAUGAAAGGUUACAGAUUAUACACAGUUGUGCCAAGAUUACUUCAAUUCAUUGAUGACUUGACAAAUUGGUACAUUAGAUUCAACCGUCGUAGAAUUAAAGGUUACUCAUCUGAUGACGUGAAUGACACCAAAAACGGUCUCAACACCUUGGCUGAAGCAUUGUUGAUUUUGUCUAGAGCAAUGGCACCAUUUACUCCAUUCUUGGCUGAUGGUAUUUACCAGAGAAUUAGACAAUUCUUUACCAAUGACUACUUGACCAAGAUUGGUGUUAAUCCAGAAGCCAAAGAAUUUGAGUCGGUUCACUUUUUAUCUUACCCAUCGGUCAGAGAAGAAUAUUUCGAUGAAGAGAUUGAGGUUGCAGUUUCAAGAAUGCAAAAAGUUAUUGAUUUGGGAAGAAACAUUAGGGAAAAGAAUAUGAUUUCAUUAAAGACACCUUUGCAAAGCUUGGUCAUUAUCAACUCUGAUCCUAAGUACCGUAAGGAUGUUGAGUCCUUGAAGGAGUACAUCAGUAGUGAAUUGAAUGUCCGUGAUAUUGUCAUUACCGAGGAUGAAGAUAAAUACGGAGUUACAUAUUCACUUGCAGCUGACUGGCCUGUUCUUGGAAAGAAAUUGAAAGGUGACUCUAAAAAGGUCAAAGCAGCCCUUCCAAAGGUUUCUUCAGAGGCAGUCAAGGAAUUUGCCAAGACCGGUAAGAUUGAUGUUGAUGGAAUUGUUUGUGUUAAGGAAGACCUUCAGAUUGUGAAAGGUUUACGUGAAGGAACUGCCGGACUCGAAUGCCGUUCCUCAUACGAGACAUUGGUUUUGUUAGAUACAAACUUGCAUCCUGAGUUGGAAAGUGAAGGUUUGGCAAGAGAGCUUCUUAAUCGUAUCCAAAGAUUGAGAAAGAAGAUUGGUCUUAGCUCCACAGAUGAUAUAAUUGUUGGUUACGAAUUGGUUGAAGACAAGAUGAACUUCAAGGAUGUUGUUAGUGCCAACGAGGAGUUGAUUCUCAAAACAACUACUUACCCAUUGAAAGAAGUUAAAGGCGACGAGAAAGAUGCUAUUGCUACCGAGGAGCAAAAGAUCAACGAUACUAUUUUCAAAUUGCUGUUAUUCAAGUUAGAAUAA
Molecule: messenger RNA, 3255 nt
Organism: Lodderomyces elongisporus
Lineage: Eukaryota; Fungi; Ascomycota; Pichiomycetes; Serinales; Debaryomycetaceae
Gene: ILS1
Product: isoleucine--tRNA ligase
Exons: 1
Coding region: 1-3255 (1084 amino acids)
Biological process (GO): isoleucyl-tRNA aminoacylation
Molecular function (GO): ATP binding; aminoacyl-tRNA deacylase activity; tRNA binding
Source: RefSeq, a predicted model, not a curated record